This is a messenger RNA of Glycine soja, 1866 nucleotides long. RefSeq lists its product as uncharacterized. The coding region runs from base 1 to 1866 and encodes 621 amino acids. The record is from RefSeq and is a predicted model, not a curated record. The transcript has 2 exons. Lineage: Eukaryota; Viridiplantae; Streptophyta; Magnoliopsida; Fabales; Fabaceae.
AUGGCGGAACACGGUACUCGCCGCACCACCACCGACCUCCUUGAAGAAGCCAUUGCCACCCUUUCAGAGAAACACUCAGACUUAGCCAACAAAUUCGAAGCUAUGUGCAAGCGUCUUUCUCGCAUGAACCCGACACCGCCUCCACCCCCUCCUCUUCACCAGCCACAGCAUCCACCAGUUAAGCUAGAAGUACCUCGUUUUGACGGACAUGAUCCAUUAGGAUGGAUCUUCAAGAUUUCGCAAUUUUUCGAUUACCAAGGAACACCAGAUGAAGAACGCAUCACAGUGACAUCUUUCUAUCUCGAUGGGCCUGCGUUAAGCUGGUUCCAAUGGAUGUAUAGGAACGACUUCAUCACGUCGUGGCCAGCGUUACUCCAAGCCAUCGAAACCCGCUUUGCACCUUCCUUCUAUGAUGAUCCUCUAGGAGCGUUGUUCAAGCUAGUACAGCGAGGCACGAUCGCUGAUUACCUCACCGAAUUUGAGAGGUUAGAAAACCGGAUUGUAGGAUUGUCUCCUCCAGUUCUUCUAAGCUGCUUUAUUUCUGGGUUGAACCCAGAAAUUCGUCGAGAAGUACAAGCCUUCCAGCCUAUAUCGGUACCUCAGACCACUGCACUUGCUCAAAAAUGGAACCCUUCCCAUCGUUGCAAAGGAAGAGUUUUGUUCUUCAUCGCAAAUGCUGAUGACCCUCCUUCCUCGGAGACACCCAUACCUGAUUCUUCUUCCCACCUGGAGUCCACAUCCCCCGCGAACCCAGACAACUUUCACUCUACCUUUGACCCAGCACCAUUACAACCACAGGUUAGCCUUCACGCCAUGGCCGGUGUACCUGCUACGGAUACCUUCCGUCUUUACGGCAUGAUCAACAACACGCGUAUCACCAUACUAGUGGAUAGCGAAAGCACUCAGAACUUUGUGCAACCACGUGUUGCCAAGUUCUUGAAUCUCCGCAUGCAUGAUACGACUCCACUCUGUGUUAUGGUAGGGAAUGGUUCAGUUCUAGAUUGCCGGCAACUAUGUCCCGAUACCAGUGUGCUCAUUCAAAAUCACACCUUCGUUGUGACCUUGCGUGUUUUGCCGCUAAGUGGAGCAGAUGCAGUGCUUGGAGUCGAAUGGUUACGCACGCUUGGCCCGAUCAUGACAGACUAUUCCUCGUUCACCAUGCAGUUCACUCACUCCGGUCAACACGUCACUCUUCACGCUGACGUUCUAGUCGACGAGAACCCAGCCUCUGCCCACCAGAUCAAGCGCAUGAUCACCACAAACGCCACAUCAGGUCUCUUCCACUUAUCCCCUCUGCCCAUCACCCAACCCGAACCCGCCCUAGACCCGCCUCACCCCAUCCCCGCCAUUAACGAACUCCUGAUCAAAUAUCACUCUCUGUUCCAGCAACCCUCGACCCUACCACCUCCCCGCCAACAUGAUCACUACAUUAACCUCAUCCCAUCCUCCAAACCCGUCAACGUUCGUCCCUACAGGUAUCCUCAUUUCCAGAAAACGGAAAUUGAGAAACAGGUAACAGCAUUACUGGAUUCCGGUCUCAUUCAACCUAGCCGAAGUCCAUUUUCGUCUCCAGUACUUUUAGUGAAGAAGAAAGACGGAACAUGGUGUAUGUGCAUAGACUAUCGCGCGCUUAAUUCGAUCACUGUACAAGAUCGCUUCCCUCUUCCCGCAAUCGAAGAACUUCUCGACGAACUAGGAAGCGCCUCCUGGUUUUCAAAACUCGAUCUGAGACAAGGAUUUCAUCAGAUCUUGAUGGCGGAGAAGAUAUACCGAAAACAGCUUUUCGCACACAUCAUGGACACUAUGAAUAUCGUGUCAUGCCUUUCAGUCUUUGUAACACGCCGUCAACGUUUCAGGCAGCCAUGA